Medicago truncatula (barrel medic) is the source of this 2837-nucleotide messenger RNA. RefSeq names its product NDR1/HIN1-like protein 26. The transcript has a single exon. The record is from RefSeq and is a predicted model, not a curated record. Gene Ontology annotation, biological process: defense response to other organism. Lineage: Eukaryota; Viridiplantae; Streptophyta; Magnoliopsida; Fabales; Fabaceae. Bases 1454 to 2299 code for a protein of 281 amino acids. Gene Ontology annotation, cellular component: plasmodesma; plasma membrane.
GUAAAACUUUCUAGUUGAAAGUUUUUUACUGUAAUGUACUACUGAUUUUCAAUUCACCUUUCUUUCAAUCUGAUAUCUCUGUUGUACUAAAGAGGUGCAACAUGACAAACAUUUUGCAUGUGCUUGAUAAACAUAAUAACAUAAAAGUAUUUUCUAAGCUUGCAUGUGCUUGAUAAACAUUUUGCUGCAGCUGCAAUUCAAUUCACUCAUGUUAAAAAGUGACCCUUCCAAAAAUUAGUGCAGGGACUUUUCAGAGUGAAAGCAUAUUAGUAAGUAAUAAUGCAAUUGUGGGAUGAAAUAUGUUUUGGAAGUUUUGGAACAAGACAAGGCAAUGGUCCAAGCUAGGACCAGAAAUAAACGUGUAGAACAUGCAUCAGUGAAAGGCUCAAUUCCAGCCACAUAGCCUUGCUCAGUUAUUCUCUUGGGUCAUUCACACCUGGUAUAGUCUCUCUUUGGGUUCAUCCUACCCUUUUUCUCCAUUUUUGGUAUUUGUUCUUGGUUGUGAAAAGUUAAAAUAAAUAAAAUCACUACUGUCAUAGCUUUCACAUUUUACUGUUACUAAAAAGAGAAGGUAUUUCUGUUAAUGUUGGCAGACAGGGAACUUGGCUCCACAUUUGAUGCUUACCAAAAAAAAAAAAUUAAGUGUAGUCAAAUUUUUUGUCUAUGUUUUCAUGACAGUUGUCAAGUGGUACUUGGUGCCCUUCAAUUAUUAUUUUUUAAAUGGAUAGAUUUUUGUUUCCAAAAGAUUAAGUGAGUUGGUUCUGAUAGGCUCACUAGGGUCAGAACAGAUCUAUAAAUUAUUCACCAACAAGUAUCUAAUGCUAACAAUGGAAACUAAACUCACGCCAUUGUGCUAUAUGAGUCAACUCCUUACGUACCAAUUGAACCAAUCUUUCCUGGCUUUAAAUUAUUUAUUUAGGAAUAACAGGUAAUGUGAUAUAUGAAUUUUUCAUAAGACUUGUGAUACCCUAAAGCAUUUAACACACCAGUUACCAACUUAACAAGUAACAUACUAUGUAAAUCCUCCCUUGAAUUAAAGUAUAUCCUUUUGAGGCUUUUUUAGGCCUUGGGGGAUUAGACCUGAGUUGGGCGUACUUGCAGGAGAGUGAUCAUCAGUCAUAUUAUAUUUGCUGUUUGUGGUACUCAAUAAGAGUUUGGAUUACACUAAGUUAGUAAAAAGAAAAGAAGCUUGGAUAAAGAAAAAGCAAGGCACAAAACAUAAAAGUAACAAACAUAGCAUAAUAUACAGGAACUCUCAGAUCAAUAAUCAGCCAUUGAUCUAAACAAGAAUUGGAAAGUGUUAUACUUCGAUUCCAAGCAACCUAUUUCAAAUUCUCUAUUCCAUUUCCAUCUACAAUCCUAUAUACAUUUCCUUUCACUUUUUCACUUGUUCACAAACUCAAACACAAGCAACAAUCAUACACUCACACACUCUUACACUAACACAUACACAAUGGAAGGAGAAAUAAUGCAUAUAGAACGUCAAGAAGAUCCUAACCAACAACCCCAUUCACAACGUCAUUUCCCUAACAAAAUGCCGCAACAACAACAACAUCGUCAAUAUCCCGAAAUGCCACAACAACAACAACGUCAUCAAUACCCCGAAAUGGAACAACCACGUCAACAACAACGUCAUCAAUAUCCCGAAAUGGAACAACCACGACAACAACAACGACAUCAAUAUCCCAUGGAACACAAAGGUAUGGUUCCUCGUUAUAGAGUACCUAAUGCUCCAAAACGUGAACACUGCAUAUGCAUCACAAUCUUCUUCCUUGUACUUGGCAUUAUAAUCCUCAUCUUAUGGCUUGCAUACCAUCCCUCAAAACCUCAUAUCACAGUCACAAGUGCUGCAAUCUAUAGCCUCAAUGCUACUUCACCGCCAGACAUGUCAAUCUCAAUGCAAUUCACAAUCUUCAUAAGGAAUCCAAACAAGCGAGUAUCCAUUUACUUUGACAGGCUUUCCACCUUUGUGUCAUAUAGAAACCAUCCGAUUACACCUCAUCAUAUGCUUCCGUCGCUUUACUUGGAGAAGCAUGAAACCGUGUCGGUAUCACCAGUUUUAGGAGGCGUGCCGGUUCCAGUUUCGGUGGAUGUUUUGAAUGGUUUGGUGUUGGAUGAGAAUUAUGGGGUGGUGGGUGUGAAACUUAUAUUUCAAGGCAGGUUGAGGUGGAAAACUGGUGAGAUAAAAUCUGCACAUUAUAAUAUGUAUGCCAAGUGUGAUUUAUUGUUGGGUUUGAAGAAAGGUCUUGUUGGUCAGAUUCCUCUUAUUGGUGCUCCAGUUUGUGAUGUGGAUACAUGAAGCUAUGAGAGCUAUUUUCAUCCUCGUGUUUUCUUAAAAAACCGACCCGUUUGGAAGUACCGUUUUAAAUAUAUAGGGAAAAACAUGGUCUUUCCACCUCGAAUGAGUGAGUUAGACAAAACUGUGUUUUUCCGUGCAGAACAAUAUUUCCAAAUGGAAUCGGGUUUUUAAGAAAACUUGUGGGGAACAAAAAGCAGUUUAAAUUAUAGCUUCAUUUGCGUGUAAUAAAGUAUAUUAAUGUGUGUUAGUUUUUUUUCUUUUUUUUUCUUCACAUUUUAAUGAUUCUAAAAUCAGUAGGUAUUCUUGCAUAUGGGUGCUUUUUGUGUAACAGAAAUUGUAUUUUUUAUGACAUCAUUUUUCCCCACUUCAUCUUUAUACUCUAUCCCUAAUUUGUGUAUAUAGACUGGAAGAGAUUUACAAACCGUUCGAUCAAGAUCCGAUGAUUUGAUUUUAUGUUUGUAUGUGAAAAAUAAUUGUCGAAAUAUGAACCGUAUGAAAUGUUGCAUUGAAUGCAAACAUUUUGAACUCAAAUUCUUAA